GACAGGGGGAGAACAGUGAAAAACGAUAAUCUGCCCAAAAAGACCAAAACAAACAGAGAAAGUCUAACUGAGAUGGAACCAAAGAGACCUGGGAUUAUCGGAGACGGAUCACUCUCUAGCAUGGACUAAUCUGGGAAGCGGCACACGUUUCCUUACAUUUGGUUUUCCUGCCCUGAAGUGGACCAGGAGGGGUGAACAUGCAGGAGUCUCCAGGUGUUGCCGGUGUGGACGGCAGCUACGGCAGCAACGUGCCGGCGUUUCUCACCAAACUGUGGACGCUGGUGGAGGAUCCUGACACCAACCACCUCAUCUGCUGGAGCGCUACAGGAACGAGUUUCCACGUGUUUGACCAGGGCCGCUUUGCCAAAGAGGUUCUGCCGAAAUACUUUAAACACAACAACAUGGCGAGCUUCGUUCGACAGCUCAACAUGUACGGUUUCCGUAAAGUGGUGAACAUCGAGCAAAGCGGCCUGGUGAAGCCUGAAAGAGACGAUACGGAGUUCCAGCACCUCUACUUCCUGCAGGGACACGAGCACAUGCUGGAGCACAUCAAGAGGAAGGUGUCCAUCGUGAAAAGCGAGGAGACUAAAGUCCGGCAGGAGGACCUCAGCAAGCUGCUGUAUGAAGUUCAGCUUCUGAGGACGCAGCAGGACAACAUGGAGUGUCAGAUGCAGGACAUGAAGCAGCAGAAUGAGGUUCUGUGGAGAGAAGUGGUUUCACUGAGACAGAACCACACACAGCAACAGAAGGUCAUGAACAAGCUGAUCCAGUUUCUGUUCAGCCAGAUGCAGUCCAGCACACCCAGCGCUGUGGGCCUGAAGAGAAAACUGCCUCUGAUGUUGGAUGACGGCUCUCCCAGCCCUCCUUCACCCAAGUUCAGCCACAGCCAUCCCAUAGAGCCGGUGCAUGAAUCCUACUACAUCCACUCACCAUCCAGUGAUACUGCAUCUUGUUCGACGGAUGGACUGACAGGAGGACCGAUCAUUUCAGAUGUUACUGACAUGACUCAGGCCAGCAUGGCCAUUCAGAUGCAGUCUGCUGACAGCAGGCAGAAAAGCAUGAUGCUCAUCAAAGAGGAGCCUGUGAGCCCAGGAGUCCGUGGUGGAGGGAAGGCAGACGCCGCUGACGGAGGAGAGGCGGUGGCCAUGACCUCCACCUGUCAGGUCUGCUCCUCUGAGCCUCCAGUCCUCCCGGUCGCCAUGGUGCAGUCUGUCCUGGAGGGGAGGGGCUCCGUAGCCUCCAUGGUGGAGAGGAGGAACAGGAGACCCGCCCUGGACCGAGCUGAGCUUCCAGAGUCGGUGGAGAACGUAGACAUGAGUCUGGAGGAGCUGCAGCAGCUGCUGCUCAGGAGCCACCAGCAGAGCGCCAUGGAAGCUGGAGCCGGCGCCGUAAUGGAUCCUUUCAGUUUAAGCCUUCCUCUGACUGAGUGGAACUUCACAGAGAUGGAAUCCAACCUGAAAUCUUACAUGUUCCAGAAUCAGGAAGCCGAGGUUUUUCCUGCAGCAAGCUGUGAGGAUCAGUGAGUCUGAGCCGCGGACUGUUGCAUUUUAUCUGAACGGCCACAGAAGCUGCUGUUCCGCUCAUUAUUCCACUCCACAGGAGUUUGAACUCACGGCCCUGCCAGGCUGUUUCCACGCUGCUUUAUUUCCAAUCUGUCCACAGAAGGACAUCUGCAAGGAAAGGGACAAUGGGACAAUUUCCUAACUACUUCCUGGUUAGCUGGCUGCCAUGGAUUUGAUGUCCACAUCUGCAGUUAAGGAAACAAAAUAAUGUUGUAAAAAUUCAAUUUGACUCAUUUACAGCCAGAAGGAUGCAUUCUUGGCUUCUGCACUUUAGUCUUUGUGUGAGUUCUAGGUUGUAGAUGUGAUUUUUUUUCUUCCUAUAAAUAAUCUAUACAAAUGUUUUCUAUUAUUUAACAUGAGAAUCAUGGGGGUUAGUGUAGAAUAUUUCACAAGCAAGUUUUCUUAGUCUGCUUAGAGGCUCCUCAACUCUUCCUCCUAAAGAAGUGUUCACUGCAAAAACACAAAAUCUUACAAAAUAUUUUGUUCUAAUUUCUAGUGCAAAUACGUUAGUGCUCUUGAAAUAAGACCAAACGAGCUGACAGGCAACUUUUGAGCAAUAUAUAGGCCCUUGUUUUAGUUGAAUAAUGUCUUAAUAUUAGGGAAAAGUAAUGAGGAGAUUAUUUCACUUGCAACAAGUCUUGUAAAAAGUCUUAUCAGUGAAAAAAUCUGUCAGUGAAGCUAAUAAUUUUCAUUAACAUUAAGGAAUUAUUGACUUAAAACAGCUUCUUAUAUCUUGCUAAAAAUGUUACAAGUCAGUAUUGUAUUUUUUAAGUGUAUCAAGAUAUUUGGAUAGAAAGUAGGCCAAAAAUACUUGGUAAGAUUUCUUUUUUUUGUGGUGUUAGCCUUGUUGAUACUUCAAGCGAAAGUGUAAAUUUAAACCAAACUAACUCAUUAAUAUUGAGUUAGUGUUUUAUUGAGGGUAAAAGAGAAACCAACACAAACAGCUCCCACUUUAACGCAGACAAAGCCCCAAUGUGUUUGUCCAUCUACAUCCUGCCAACACUCCAACCAGAACCCAAACCCAGACAACCAGAUGAUGAUGAUGAUGGAUGGACUGAAGUGCGUCACACCGGGGAGUUUAACCUACUUAUUUCAUAUGUCCUUGCAAUUAUUUAACAUGUAGCCAAAAAGUUAUAUUUUUUUGUUUUUACUUGUGAAACAAUGAAAAAGCAUAACCAGUUCUGCAUUUUGCACAAUUUGCAUCCCAGCAUGGGGAGAACAUUGAGAUUAGGCCAUUAAUUUUCUGUUUUUAGAAGGCAGACACUUGGAGCUCAAUGAGAGUCGCUGCAGGAAAUGGAAACUAUUUGAGAUGCAAUGUUCAUCAGUGGAGCAGUAUUAUGUAAAAUUUACUUCUUUUUUUUUACUUUACAUCAUAUUCGUAAUGUUAUUCCCUCAUCAA
Molecule: messenger RNA, 2961 nt
Organism: Xiphophorus hellerii (green swordtail)
Lineage: Eukaryota; Metazoa; Chordata; Actinopteri; Cyprinodontiformes; Poeciliidae
Gene: hsf4
Product: heat shock transcription factor 4
Exons: 13
Coding region: 198-1523 (441 amino acids)
Biological process (GO): regulation of DNA-templated transcription
Molecular function (GO): DNA-binding transcription factor activity; sequence-specific DNA binding
Source: RefSeq, a predicted model, not a curated record